Molecule: messenger RNA, 3551 nt
Organism: Nerophis ophidion (straightnose pipefish)
Lineage: Eukaryota; Metazoa; Chordata; Actinopteri; Syngnathiformes; Syngnathidae
Product: zinc finger protein 358-like
Exons: 2
Coding region: 273-2741 (822 amino acids)
Biological process (GO): regulation of transcription by RNA polymerase II
Cellular component (GO): nucleus
Molecular function (GO): RNA polymerase II cis-regulatory region sequence-specific DNA binding; DNA-binding transcription factor activity
Source: RefSeq, a predicted model, not a curated record
GAAGAAGAAGAAGAAGAAGAAGAAGAAGAAGAAGAAGAAGCGGGCCGCGUUUAUUUUUACGCUGUUGUUUUUAUUUUCCCCAAAUAUGUGUGGCGUUUGAUAAAGAAGCGACAUUAAAGCUUGAUUGUGCUAAGGUAAACUCGUCAAAGUGGACGCCGAACGUUUUAAAAAUUAGUCCGCUUUAUUUUAUUUUUUUUUGCUAGCUGUCGAUCGAAGUUCGCACCGCGUUGCAGACGCUUGUGUGAGCGCCAUUAGUCAGAUUGUGGGAAAACAUGGUUAAAAUCCAACUGCUGAGAACUUUGAUGGAACAGCGGCUAAAUGUUGCUUUUGCAGAGAUUUUUCGACUGGUUGAGAGAACCAUAGCAGAGUACGAGGAGGAACUUUGGACAACGAAACGGGAGAAAGGCCGAGAACGCCAACUACUAGAUUCUGCUCUUCAGCCUCAAGUGGUUUUACACAGAAUAGGCAUCCAUCAUAUGUUAUUGAAGAGUGAAGAAGUCCCCGCUAAGGAGCAAGAGUGGAGCUCCAGUGUAGAUCAGGAGGAGCAAAAACCCCCUUGCAUUAAAUUGGAAGAAGUACAAAUGUGCAUUGGUCAGGGUGGGACGCAGCUUCAAGUACCAGAGGAGGAUGACCUAAAAACAGAGUUCCUAUUGACUGGCGUUGUUCUGAAAGGUGAAGACGAUGAAGAUAAAGUUCAGUCCAUACAGCUUCAUGACAGUCAAAGUGAGGAAAGCAGAGGUGGGAAAUCUCUGACGGACAAUGAUAAAGAGCCAGACAAAGUCUUUGUUUCACUGUCAGAAAUGGACGACGGGAUGAACAACGGGGCGCAGUCUCCACCUCAGUACAUCUUGACAGAAAAUUAUAAAGAGCACUGUGGAGAACAUCUAUCAGAACCAGAGAACGUCUAUGUUUCAUUUUCAGAUGUGGAUGACAAGAUUAACAGAGGGCUGCAGCCUAUACCUCAAAACAUCUCGACAGAAAAUGAUGAGCACUGUGGAGAACAUCUAUCAGAACCAGAGAACGUCUUUGUUUCAUUUUCAGAUGUGGAUGACCAGAUUAACAGAGGGCUGCAGCCUAUGCCUCAAAACAUCUUGACAGAAAAUGAUGAGCACUGUGGAGAACAUCGUCUAUCAGAACCAGAGAACGUCUUUGUUUCAUUUUCAGAUGUGGAUGACAAGAUUAACAGAGGGCUGCAGCCUAUGCCUCACAACAUCUUGACAGAAAAUGAUGAGCACUGUGGAGAACGUCUAUCAGAACCAGAGAACGUCUUUGUUUCAUUGUCAGAUGUGGAUGGCAAGAUUAACAGAGGGCUGCAGCCUAUACCUCAAAAGAUCUCGACAGAAAAUGAUGAGCAUUGUGGAGAACAUCUUCUAUCAGAACCAGAGAACGUCUUUGUUUCAUUUUCAGAUGUGGAUGACAAGAUUAACAGAGGGCUGCAGCCUAUACCUCAAAACAUCUUGACAGAAAAUGAUGAGCACUGUGGAGAACAUCUUCUAUCAGAACCAGAGAACGUCUUUGUUUCAUUGUCAGAUGUGGAUGACCAGAUUAACAGAGGGCUGCAGCCUAUGCCUCAAAACAUCUCGACAGAAAAUGAUGAGCACUGUGGAGAACAUCUUCUAUCAGAACCAGAGAACGUCUUUGUUUCAUUUUCAGAUGUGGAUGACAAGAUUAACAGACGGCUGCAGCCUAUACCUCAAAACAUCUCGACAGAAAAUGAUGAGCACUGUGGAGAACAUCUUCUAUCAGAACCAGAGAACGUCUUUGUUUCAUUGUCAGAUGUGGAUGACAAGAUUAACAGAGGGCUGCAGCCUAUACCUCAAAACAUCUCGACAGAAAAUGAUGAGCACCUUGGAGAAAAUAUCCGCUCGGAAUCUGAUCAAACACAACCAGACAGACUCUUUGCUUUACGGUCAAAUACUAAUGACGUGAUCCACACGUUGCCGCAACCUCUGAGCACUAGUUCAACUCAACACAAGGCAGUAAUGGGAAAUGGAAACGUCCCCUUGAGAAAAGUCUUCCCUUGUACACUUUGUAAAAGAAGAUUAUCCUCAGCGUUUGCUCUGAAAAGACACAUGACGAUACACAACGGGGAGAAUCCUUUUACGUGUUCAGUUUGCGAUGAGAGAUACAGACAAAAGCACAAAUAUUAUGCACACAUGAAAACACACUCUGAACAGACCCACAAAGAAAGACCACGUACGGUUUUCAAAUUGGCUCCACCCUCAGAUACGGGCAAGACGAUGCCACAACCGGUUAUACAGAAGAAAUCGGUUAAACAGAAGGAACCGCGGAAGAAGUCGUCUAGCUGUCCAGUUUCUGGUCUAAAAUUUAACAAGACGUCCCAGACAAUCCACAAGAAAAAACAUGUUGAAGAGAAAGAUGCUGCCUGCUCUAUUUGUAACCAACCAUUCCCUAAUCCAAAAUACCCGACGGCACACUGGGAACAACAUAGACAUGAGAGACUGUUUCGCUGCACUGUUUGCAAGUACCGAUUCUCCACGCUACAACUUUUUAAGACACACUUUAAAAGACACACUUUGGCAAACGCUAAAUACUGUCCAAUCUGUUGUAAAACAUUUGAGUUGCGACCCCUUGUCGCGACACACAUGAGAAAACAACACGGCGGGGAAACAUUUUUUCACUGCGACUGGUGCCGCAAAUUUUUCUUGUAUAAGGAAAAGUUUGACAAACACAAGUGUCGUAAACACAAAAAAGGCAAUGAUGUCCAAGCAGCUGCCUAACAAACUGUGUUUCAUAUUUGUUUUUGUAUAUGUUUGCUUCCUUUGUUAUUCUUCCCCAAAUGUUUUCUUCUGUGAUUGCAUGCAUUGUAGCGUCUUUAGAUUUUGUUGUUAGAAAAUGGACAGAAUUUCUAGGCGCAGUCAGGGCGUUGAAGGUAUAUGGUUUGCUGGCUGCAGGAUUAGGUCUCUGCUUUUUGCAGAUAAUGUGGUUUUAAUGGCUUAAUCUGGCCAAGAUCUUCAGCUUGGAAAACUUGGAAAACUCUCUAGCAGGAAAACUCACACCCAGUGGGACGUCUGUGACAAUGAUGACUAUGAGAAACCUUGGGGACUCUGUAGGUAGAAGCACAGUUUAUUUUUCAUACCAUUGCAAUUGUAUCCAAAUUCCUUGUUCUCUGUAAUAGAAAAGUGAAUACAUAAAUAAUAAAUAAUAUACCAUAGUAAUAAAAAAAAAAAAGGGUUCUAGAUGUUUAUCAUAAUUAUGUUCUGUGUACUUUGUGAACAUUUAUAGUUUGAACAGUCUCUUAAACUGAAUCAUAUUGGUCCUUCGUUUGAUUUCUUUGGUUAAUCCAUUCCAUGAUUUAAUUCCACAUACAGAUAUGCUAAAAGUUUUAAGUGAUGUGCGAACAUACCAAUGUUUUAAAUAAGAUUUCCCUCCAAGGUUAUAUUUCUCCUUUUAUUGAGAAGAAUUGUUGUACAUUCUUGGAUAGCAGGUUAUAGUUGGCUUUGUACAGAACUUUAGCUGUUUGCAAAUGCACCAAAUCAUUGAAUUUCAAUAAUUAUGAUUUAAUAAAUAAAGCGUUUGUGUGUUCUCUA